Messenger RNA from Penicillium daleae, 1077 nucleotides. RefSeq names its product lipase/thioesterase family protein. Bases 1 to 1077 code for a protein of 358 amino acids. NCBI's taxonomy places the organism in Eukaryota, Fungi, Ascomycota, Eurotiomycetes, Eurotiales, Aspergillaceae. The record is from RefSeq and is a predicted model, not a curated record. Gene Ontology annotation, molecular function: hydrolase activity. The transcript is spliced from 2 exons.
AUGUCCCUCGCAAAGGCAAAGCUCUCGCUCGCCGAGAAGCUCGACUUCCUCCCCGCAUUGGCGACUAUCUUCGCCGCGGCGACUUGGUCGCUUUUCACGGCUCUCUGGCGUACAGAGCGCCAGGCCAAGUCUCUGCUGCUGCACGUUGGCUAUGCGGUUUUCCGCCAGACCACGGCGCGCUUAUCCCCGGCCCAGAUGCAGGCUAUCUCGCCGCCGAGUAACAAGAUCUAUGAGCGCUUUGUGAAGAAGGUGGGCGUGAAGUCUCAAUCGGUGGAAUUGGGUCACGGCGCACAGGGCCAUUGGAUUGGUGAUCGCAAUGCGAAAAAUGUGCUUAUCUGGUUUCAUGGCGGCGGCUUCUGUCUCCCCGCCAACUUGGGCUACUUCAAGUUCUACACCCAAGUCGUCGCCGACCUCGAACGAGCGGGCAAAUCCGUCGCCGUCUUCAGUCUCACCUACACCCUCGCCCCGGAAGCAAUCUACCCAACCCAGCUCCGCCAAGCUGUUACUGCAGUCCGCUACAUCCUCUCCCAACCUAACCGCGACCCAUCAACCGUCUUCCUGGGCGGCGACUCCGCCGGCGGAAACCUCGCCUGCGGCGUCCUCUCCCACUUGGCCCACCCUCAUCCCGAAAUCGAGCCGCUGACGCUGGGCGCGAACAAACUCGGCGGCGCGGCAAUGAUCGCACCCUGGACCCUCCUCGAUAGCGUGUUCCCGCCCGAACAGAUUAUUUAUGACGGUGGGGACUUGAUCACCGUUGCUGUGGCGGGGCCGUGGAGUAAGGCGUAUUUGAGCGACACGACCAGGGAUUAUUAUACUGAUUUGUCGCAUGCGCCGACGGAGUGGUUCAGCACGUUCCCUGUGGAGAAGGUGUUGAUUACCGGUGGUGGGAAUGAGAUUAUGUUGCCGAUUAUUCGUGAUUUUGCGGAGAAGUUCCAGGAGGGGUUCCCUGAUGUGGAGUUUUUUGUCGGGCAUCGCGAAUGUCAUGUUGCGCCCGUUUAUAAUUUGGAGUUGGGGAGUACCGAGGAGACGGAGCAGGGGAAGAAGAUCAAGUCUUGGUUGAGGGAGUUGUUGAAGUAG